GUGUGUCAAUGGACGACGAUCCAGAUUACAUUGAAUUCCUUGACGUGCAAGCAUAUCAGGGAUACGAUCAAGUCCAACACUUGAUUGAAGAGCAAAAUGUUGUCGUUGAAGUCGACGACGACGAAGAAACUGAAGAUGACGACUAUGAUCAACAAGAAGACCAACCGGAAGAAGACGGCGAGUACGACGACCAAGUUUAUGCGCGGUUCGUCACCUCGGGGGAUACGAUAGCUAGGGUUUUAUCGUACAAUCGUGGCGGUCGUGGAAAUAUGACGUCGUAUCAAGAGGCGGUGAGUUUUAGCCGUGAGGGUUUGGAGAAUGCUGCGGAUGAAGCGAAUGAGGGGAGUCAGAAAAGGACGCAACGGGGUGAAACGUCGUCGUGCAAGAAUGAGAAAGUCGAAGGUGGAGAAGAGUGGAACAGAACUGAAAUUGACGGGUUGUUUUGCCCUAUUUGCAUGGAGGCUUGGACCAAUGGCGGUGACCAUCAAGUCUGUUGUCUUCCUUGUGGCCACAUAUAUGGUAUGUCUUGUAUCAAGAGAUGGUUACAACAACGUAGAAGUUCAGGGAAGUGUCCUCAAUGCAACAGCAAGUGCGCGUUGAAGGAUGUUCGAGUACUUUAUGCAUCGCAGAUUGUGGCUGUUAAUGAAGAAUUACAAAAGAAAGUUCGAUCACUUGAAGCUAAAUGUGCUUCUCUUGAGAAGAUGGGUGCUGACUGGUGUAAGAAAGAAGUUGAGUGGCGAAAGACAGAAGCAGGUUUGCAUUUGCAAGUGCAUCAACUUACAGAGAGGACCUGUUAUUUGGAGGGUCUAUUAGGAGAUCAGCAAAGCAAACUAUCAGGAUCCUUGGCUAGUAGUCGGGGUUGUCAAGGACAAGCCACUCUUGGACAUAACCUUUAUUUCGAAUUUGAUAGGCAACGAUGUUCAAGUGGCUUCACAUUGCAGGAUAGACAACUAGAAUUCCUGAAGUUUUUUGGAUAA
Molecule: messenger RNA, 977 nt
Organism: Ilex paraguariensis (yerba mate)
Lineage: Eukaryota; Viridiplantae; Streptophyta; Magnoliopsida; Aquifoliales; Aquifoliaceae
Source: the annotation of a GenBank genome assembly